AUGGUGGACACCAGAUCAGUCAUUCCCUUGGAGUCAAAUCCAGCCAUCUUCACAGACUUGGCAAACAAUGUCGGAUUGUCGCCAAUUCUCGAAUUCCACGAUGUGUACUCGUUAACAGAUGAGGCCUUGAUGGCUUUCCUCCCAUCUCCAAUCUACGGAAUCAUCUUACUUUUUCCAUUGACUAAGAGUUACGAGAACUAUAGAAAACAAGAAGAUGCCAAACGUGCUGGCGACUACCACAACGAGCUUUUGCACAAGGUCAAGUGGUUCAAGCAGACUAUCGGCAAUGGGUGUGGGUUGUAUGCUUUAUUGCAUAUCUUGAGUAACUUGCCCUCCGACUUCAUUAUUAAAAACCUGAAGUUGGACCAGCUUUUGGCUGGUAUCGAUGAUAAUGCUUCAAACAUAAGCGUUGAAGAAAUUGCAACCUUAGUCGAACAGUUGGAAAGCUCCAUUAAAUUGAGUGAUAAUUUUGGUCAAAGAGGUCAAACAGAAGCACCAAGAGCGGAGGAUCCUAUCGAAUUGCAUUUCAUAACUUUCAUUAAAGGCAAGGAUAAUCAUUUGUACGAACUAGAUGGAAGACGAAACGGUCCCAUUGAUCUUGGCGAGUCGAAUUCCGAAAGUAACAUUCUCAAGGAUCCUAAAAUAGCCCAAAAAGUCCAGUUUUACAUCGAUAAUACCGAUGAAGUAAAUAAGCAUAAUUUUGCUAUCAUGGCCAUUGGACCAUCCGCAGAUUAG
Messenger RNA from Suhomyces tanzawaensis NRRL Y-17324, 735 nucleotides. RefSeq names its product ubiquitin-specific protease. The transcript has a single exon. Lineage: Eukaryota; Fungi; Ascomycota; Pichiomycetes; Serinales; Debaryomycetaceae. Gene Ontology annotation, biological process: protein deubiquitination; ubiquitin-dependent protein catabolic process. The record is from RefSeq and is a predicted model, not a curated record. Gene Ontology annotation, cellular component: cytoplasm. Gene Ontology annotation, molecular function: cysteine-type deubiquitinase activity. Bases 1 to 735 code for a protein of 244 amino acids.